Notolabrus celidotus (New Zealand spotty) is the source of this 2590-nucleotide messenger RNA. RefSeq names its product family with sequence similarity 118 member B (gene siral1). The transcript has 8 exons. The coding region runs from base 566 to 1666 and encodes 366 amino acids. The record is from RefSeq and is a predicted model, not a curated record. Lineage: Eukaryota; Metazoa; Chordata; Actinopteri; Labriformes; Labridae.
CACAUGAAUGCAUCACGAGAGCGGGCGCACAUCACCACAGGAGGUGACUUCAACAGCUCCGCAAAAGUUACACAUAGACGGACAAUGCAAAGACAACCCCAGAGAGUGAAGAGCGUGAGGUUUAUAACCAGUUUAAUUUAAGUGGCAUAGUUUUCUGAUAAGGACUAUCGUUUAGCACGGACCUAUAACGCUUUUAUAACUGUACCCUCAGCAUGUUGGUGAGACAGAGGGAGUUUCGUGCUUUUAACUAACUCGGGGAUCAAAAGCACUAAACCAAACCAACGUUAGCUGAACAGCAGUCGUCAGGAAACGUGAGUCAGGUGUGUUUUUAUGCCAUUUUUGGUCACACAGCUGAAGUUAACUCUCUUAACGCCGACGUAAGCGUUACUGUCUGGUUAGCUUUCACCCAAACUAAAAAAGCCUUAUUAAACUCAAGCCGAUCCCAAAGCCUUUAAACGUGCUUCACGUCAGUACAGAGUCCUCUAUCAUUGUCUUUGGAUCACAAGGAUUUCUGCUGGAACAAAAAUAAACACUGGACAUCAACUUACAUAUAUUUGGGAGCUGAAUGGCCUCCGUUGUUGCAGUGAAAACUGAGAAGCGACCUGCAGCUGAUUCUCAGGAUGCAGACUCAAAUGCAAAAAAACCCAGGAAACUUCUGCCCAGCUUAAAGACAAAGCGAGCCCCUGAGCUCGUCCUGGUGAUUGGCACAGGGGUAAGCUCUGCGGUGGCCCCUCAGGUCCCUGCACUCCGAUCCUGGAAGGGCCUAAUUCAAGCCUUGCUUGAUGCAGCCAAUGACUUUGACCUACUAGAGGAGGAGGAGAGCCGGCGUUUCCAGAAGCACAUGCAAGAAGAUAAGAAUUUGGUGCAUGUGGCUCAUGACCUCAUCCAGAAACUUUCCCCGAGAACAGGGAACGUGAGAUCAACUUUCUUCAAAGACUGUCUGUACGAGGUGUUUGAUGACUUGGAGUGCAAGAUGGAGCACGCGGGGAAACAUCUACUGCGCUCUGUGCUGCAGCUAAUGGAAAGCGGCGCACUAGUUCUCACUACUAACUUUGACAACCUGUUGGAGAUUUACGCCGCUCACCAGGACACCAAGCUGGAGUCUCUGGACCUGACGGAUGAGAAGAAGGUAUUGGAGUGGGCCCAGGAGAAGCGGCGGUUAAGUGUUUUGCAUAUCCAUGGUGUUUACACCAACCCCAGUGGUAUCGUGCUGCACCCUGCUGGCUACCAGAAUGUACUGAGGAACACUGAGGUUAUGCGGGAGAUCCAGAAGCUCUACGAGACCAAAUCCUUCGUGUUCCUCGGCUGCGGCCGCACAGUAGACGACACAACCUUCCAAGCUCUGUUCUUGGAGGCGGUCAAACACAAGUCCGACCUGGAACACUUCAUGCUCGUGCGGCGCGAGGACGUGGGGGAGUUCAAGAAGCUGAGGGACAACAUGCUGGACAAGGGCAUCAAGGUCAUCUCCUAUGGAGACGAGUAUGCCGACCUGCCGGAGUACUUUGAGAGGCUGGCCAACGAGAUCUGCAACCGUGAUGUGUCGAGCAACGGCUGGGGGUCUCCCUCACAAAACGGAGAGGAACAGCAGAACGGCUUUAACUCACUGAAAAGCCUCCUUCAAGUAUCAAAGACCUGCUGGUAUUCCUUUCCACAGAGGUACAGCUGACUUUGCAGGAUUGCAAGCAGGGAAGUCAGCUGCAACUUUUUCAUUGAUGCUCUUUGUUGUUCACAACUGUCACCUAAGUCCAUCCCUCUUUUUUUUUUUGCCCCACACUAUCGAUCUUGACAGACAUGCAGUCUCAAUCACUAUCAUUCCUUUUUUUUUUUCUAUUGACAGAAUUGUCUAAUUUGAGAGUGAUUUCAAUCAAUGGAUUUAGGAUUCCAGGAACAGUCUGAGCCAUGGGAGACCUUUCAGUUGUCGUCAGUUGUUUACAGCUGUUUAUUAUUAUUUCCUGUAUUGGUUGUUGUUUAAAGGGAACGGAGAACUUAAAGAAACACUCAAUGCCAAUACCCGAACUCUUAGUACCGAUGUAUUGUAUUUAAAUGUUGCUCGACAUUAGGGAAGCAACAGAAGGAAAAGGUUCUUGAUAUGCAGAUGAUGCAAGGAUAUUCUUUCACUUCACUGACAAACAUGAGAAACUCAAUCAGCUGUUUGGAUUUGGAUGUAGAAGAAUGCAGUUAAGCAAAGUGUCAGCUUACCUGAUCUGCCCUGUCUGAGAGGUUCUAGGUACACGCUGUAACAUACAUCACGUUCUUGAUCGAAAUCAGUCAUGUAUUGAAAUGCAAGGAUCGUCUGUCAUGCCCUACUCCAGAACCAGAAAAUAACUUGUUUGCACACUUCUGAGUGAGGAAUGGGGGCAGCUGGAUAUAAUCCUAUGUCAUGGUUACACUACUUACAAGUCAUUCUGACAUUGUCCUGUAAAAGUUGAGAUGUAGAUGGCAGAGAGGCUCCCAGCCAGUAGCAAUCACUUUUCCACUCCUGUGCUGAAAAUGUCCUUUUGAAGCCUUUUUUGUAUUUUUAUUACUUGCAUGUGUUUUCUGAUGUAGUAUUUAUAUGUACUAUUUUCAAAAUAAAGCUUUUGGUAUCCCA